This is a messenger RNA of Echinops telfairi (small Madagascar hedgehog), 3153 nucleotides long. RefSeq names its product cation channel sperm associated auxiliary subunit beta (gene CATSPERB). The transcript is spliced from 26 exons. The coding region runs from base 1 to 3153 and encodes 1050 amino acids. Lineage: Eukaryota; Metazoa; Chordata; Mammalia; Afrosoricida; Tenrecidae. Gene Ontology annotation, cellular component: cilium; CatSper complex. The record is from RefSeq and is a predicted model, not a curated record.
AUGGAGUUUCCACUUUUCUGUGUUGUGAUCCUAUGUUUCCACAUGUUUGGUUUUUCAUCAGGAGCAGUAGAUGAGGAUGAUGAAAAUAAGAGAUACUUUGCUUGUUCUAGUGAAGGAUACCACAAGAUGAACAAAAUGUUCAAGUUGUAUCUCACGUCGUCCAAGUUGACGAUCCAGUGUUUUUUCCUAGCUGAUCGUAAGUACACUUCACAGGGAGUUUUAAGUACAUUUACAUCAGGAGGACUGGCUCCCAGUUUGGAAAUCAUAAACAGCACCUAUACUGGCAUCUUCCACUUUAAUUUAACUUUGUUCAGUGAUCAGGUUUUCUGGUCCAUUGAUAUCCCUAGAGAAAACAUCACAAAAAUGAGAGCUAUCACAUCAAUAGAAGAAUGGUUAGUAAGGGUUAGUUUACAUCAUGGAUUAAAUCUUUAUGCUACUGAAGGAACGCUAUUGGAUAUUAUUCGAGAACCGAUUCUUCAGUGGAAACUUGGGGUUGUAAUGAACAGAGAAAGGCUUCUUCAAGUUCUGCCGCACGUGACAGAUGUGAAGGUGACAAAAUGCCCCUGUGCCAAUGAUGUGGCAUUACUUGGCUUUAUUGUGAAUGCAACCUAUAAUGGUAUUUACCUGGGCUUCAGUUUCUCCGGGUUUUGGGAGUAUGGCAACACCACGUGGUACAACUUGACAGAGAGCAUCUACUCCCAGCUUGAGCAAGAUCUCCCCGGGCUUUCGAUAGUGGACAUGGUUUUAACCAAUAAUUUUUUAGUGCUCCUCACCUCUCUGGGUCUUUUCGUAAGUGCGGAUCUGCGCUUCCCAUCAGCUUCUCUCUUAACGUUCUCCAGGGCAGACUUCUGUGGUUUUGAAAGGACUGACUAUAUCAGAGGAAAACUGUGGUAUAAUGAACACUGCUUUGCUAACAGAGAAAUGUAUGAAGUUGAUUAUAUUACUAUCACCUUUGACAGAAACAGGACUCUGAGUGAGGCGAGCGUUUGUUUUUACAGUGAUGAACCAUUCAUUGAUUGGCUUCCUUGCAUACCUCAUUCUAAAAGAACAAGAAGUGUUUCCUCGGAGAUUAUAACCUUUCUCGUUGACUUAGAGCGUAAAAAUGGAGUUUACUUCCUCUCUUCCAAGGUAGGCCUAAAGACCUUUGUCUCUGUGAACACGGUAACAAAUAAUCUGCCAAGCAUGCGGAGAAAAUUCCCGGCUUUCUACUUUCCUUCAUCAUUCUCUGAUCCCAUGGGAUUAGUCUUCCAUCCACGAAGUAAUUUUAUAUAUGCUUACGGUAAUCAGAUCUGGCUUUCAAUAGACGGUGGCAACACUUUUGACAUAAUAGCUGAUUUUCAUGAUGAUGUCAUCAAGAAGACGUUUCACAGUUUUUAUACUGGGGACAUUACUUUUGUUUCCCAGAAGGGGAAGGUUUACUUGACAAAGGCAGGUUUAGUACAAUAUACUGAAAUUGGAGCUAUUCAUGAUAAAAUUUUCACAUUGUACUAUGAUCACUUGGGAUUCAUACAUAAACUGACUCCAUAUAAGUUUGACGCUGAUAAGUCAUUCUCGGCCAUGGGCAGUUCUAAAGCUAUUUUUCAUAAGAGUUUCGAUAUAGGGUUUGAGUCUCCCCUUGCUCUACAGUACAUCUCCUUAAGCCAAGUUAUGUUUUAUGCAUAUGUGCCUCCAAAUGAACCUGCAGCAACGAAACAUACCAAGGAAUUCACCAGGAUGCACUUCGGAAAAGUCCUCUUCCCCAGAUGCCUGUCGCUCAUCCAAGUGGUGAAAUACACUUCAGGUAUUGAUUCCGUAUUUCAAGAUUCGGAUCUACAGAAGACUGUCGUGAUUCCUGGCUAUAGCAGCUUCCUGAUCACAGCGAUUGUAGACAAUAUCACUGCUUUGGCUGUGGCGACAGUGCCUGAAAGAGCUCCCCUCAAUAGCACCAUUACCAGGUGGCUUCUCUUCAACUUUGGGAUAGUUGGCGGACGGCAAUGGACUAUCUAUCCAAGAAAAUGUAAUUAUUGGUAUUACCAGUAUGAAUCUGGUGACCAAUUACCCUCCAAUGUCGAGAGAUACCUUGAUCUUGGGAAGGGUUAUUCUUUUAAAACGAAGAUCGUACCUACUCUAAGAGCUCUUAAAGCAUCUGAAGUACCAUUAAUGCAAAUAUCAGUUGGAAACCCAGCUUUGCUAGACACCACUGUUUUAUUCUUUUUUGAUAAUGCUGAUAGCUAUGAACUAAAUGUGACUAUGUUUACCAGAUUUUUACUUCGGGGUACAAGUACACUCUCCAUUACACUCUUGGAAGCAUCAACCGACUGCUUUACUGCAUCAUUCCUACCCAUCAUUAAAACCAGCUGUAGCUACCUCAGAUUCAUGUAUCAUGUUCCUAGUCAACCUAUCUCAGAAGAAGCCUUGAAUAGUGGAAAUCACACAGAUGAGUUUGGGUUUAAUAUGAUCAAGACAUUGCCGGUAAAUUACAGACCUCCAUCUAAAAUGGGUAUUGCGAUUCCAAUCACGGAUCAUUUUUACCAUGCAGAUCCUAGCCAACCUAUACCAAGGAAUCUCUUCCAACAGUCAAAGAACACUGGCAAAUUCAAACAGUGUGCAGCUGCGGCUUCUCGGAAAGAGUGUAAUUGCACAAAUGAUCAGAAGUUAUCGCACGCUGUUGCCUUCUCAGAUUGCAAAGAAAACGUUCCUCGCUUUAAGUUCCCCGUUCAGCAGUACCCAGUGUCUUUGCAAAUCUUUACAAGAAGUGGAAGUCUGCCUGUGGAGAUUCCCUAUCUGGUCACUGUGACUGAAGUAAACAAGAGGGAAAACUGGGUGCUCAAACAUUCUACACCACCAGAAAUUGCAAAACUGCAAGCUUAUUUAAAAUCGAGUCUCAACGUGCCAGUGUAUAAUCCCGAAGGUCUCAACAUCAGUAUCCGGGGUGCUGAGCUCUUUCACUUCAAGGUAUCUGUUGUUCCAGGGCUCACCUUUUGCAACUUAGUUGAAGAAUUUCAGAUUUACGUGGAUCAGGUGCCAUUGCCAUUCCCAGGACACACCCUCAUCGCCAUCGCAGCAGCCAUACUGCUUGGGGGAUUUGUUUUUGUCGUGUUUAUGUUUCAACUGCAUAACAUUCACCCUUGGGAGAUGUGCCGGAAAAAAUGUAUAGGAGAGGCCAUGAUGUAA